AGGAGCACGUGGUAUCCAUGCUAGACUCGCGCGAGUUCUGUUACGGAUCUCAUCGUUGACGCCACGCGCUACGACCGAACUCGAGAAAUGGUGGACGCCGCUCAAGUGCUGGGUUCGCCCAAGAAACAGAAGAAAGACAAAUCAAAGAAGAAGAAAGAUGUCGGCGAGGCUCAGGCCCAUCAAGAUUUCCGCAUUGAGCCUUCCUCGGUGGCUCCGACUCUGGACACAUCGCAGUGGCCGCUGUUGUUGAAGAAUUUCGACAAGCUCAUCAUACGCACAAAUCACUACACUCCCGUACCGCAAGGAGCAUCGCCUCUGAAGCGCUCACUGAAGGACUACCUCAGUUCGGGCUACAUUAACCUCGAUAAACCCUCAAACCCAUCGAGUCAUGAGGUGGUUUCGUGGAUCAAACGUAUUUUGAAGGUGGAGAAAACCGGCCACUCUGGGACACUAGACCCGAAGACUUCGGGUUGCCUCGUUGUUUGCAUCGAUCGUGCCACCCGUCUCGUCAAGAGUCAACAGUCAGCUGGUAAAGAAUACGUCGGCAUUUUCCAGCUCCACGAGAAACCGGAGAGCGUGGCGAAAGUCUACCAAGUCGUCGAGAAGCUCCAGGGGGCUCUUUUCCAGCGUCCCCCGCUCAUCGCCGCCGUGAAGCGACAGCUCCGGGUCCGUACGGUGUACGAACAGAAACUUCUCGAGUACGAUGAAGAGAAAAACUCGGGAAUCGUCUGGAUGUCCUGCGAGGCUGGCACCUACGUCCGAACCUCGUGCGUUCACAUCGGUCUGCUCUGCGGGACCGGAGGAAUCAUGACGGAACUCCGUCGAUGUCGGUCCGGAACGAAUCGCGAAACGGACACGAUGGUCACCAUGCACGAUAUCAAAGACGCCAUGUACGCCUACGAGAACAAUCGCGACGAGAGUUACCUGCGCCGUGUUGUCCGCCCCCUCGAGGGACUCUUGACAGACAAGAAACGUAUUGUCAUGAAGGACUCCUCCGUUAACGCCAUAUGCUACGGCGCCAAGAUCAUGCUGCCGGGCGUACUACGAUACGAUGCCGGCAUCGAUCUCAACGACGAGGUCGUCGUGAUGACAACGAAAGGAGAAGCCAUCUGUCUCGCAAUAGCUCUCAUGACCUCAUCGACAAUCGCUUCAGUGGAUCACGGCUGCGUGGCGAAAAUCAAACGUGUUGUCAUGGAACGAGACGUGUACCCGCGGAGCUGGGGUCUCGGCAAGGCGGCUCUUGCGAAGAAAUUGUUGAUCUCCGAGGGUAAACUCGACAAGUACGGCAAACCGAACGAGAGAACACCCGCCAAUUACGUGGAAGGUGUGGCUCCGGCGGCUGAGGCAAAGAAAGCCAAGAAGAGCAAGAAAGAAGAAAAGAAGCAAGACUCCGACGAUGACGACGACAGCGAAGAGGACGAGCAGCCCGAGGAGCCGAAGAAGAAGAAGAAGCAGAAGUGAACUGUUUCAGUGGAUUAAAUAAAUAUGUGACCC
Messenger RNA from Galendromus occidentalis (western predatory mite), 1494 nucleotides. It is a transcript of the gene Nop60B, whose product is annotated as dyskerin pseudouridine synthase 1 Nop60B. Bases 88 to 1461 code for a protein of 457 amino acids. The transcript is spliced from 3 exons. Gene Ontology annotation, molecular function: RNA binding; pseudouridine synthase activity. NCBI's taxonomy places the organism in Eukaryota, Metazoa, Arthropoda, Arachnida, Mesostigmata, Phytoseiidae. The record is from RefSeq and is a predicted model, not a curated record. Gene Ontology annotation, biological process: snRNA pseudouridine synthesis; box H/ACA sno(s)RNA 3'-end processing; rRNA pseudouridine synthesis. Gene Ontology annotation, cellular component: box H/ACA snoRNP complex.